AUGGUGUGCGCGGCCCUCGAGGGCGUCGCGGCCACCGUGUUCCUUCCGGCGCUCAUGUCGCUGCUCCUCGGGGUCGUCCCUGAUCGCGAGCUCGGCUCGGUGCUGUUGACAGUGCUUGCUGGCGUGAUUGCUGGCGUGGCGUACCCCAACGUCGAGGGCAUCUUCUACCUUCUGGGCGCUGGAGGGGUGGCGGCCGCCGUCUUCGUGAUGCUCAUACCAGCUGAAACGAUCAAGCACAAGCGAGCCAGGCAAGCCGUCGUCACGGUUGAGUCGAUCACGGUUGACUCAACGCCAUCAAUUACGGGUGCGGUCGAUGGCGAGGGCGGCAGCGACGCGCCCAGGCAGAGAGCCGCUGCCGCCGCCUCUCACACGCGCUACUCGCGCUACUCUGAACUCUUCCGCAGUCGCGGCAUCGUCGCCCUGCUCACCUUCAUGUACCAUCUGUCGAACGCGGGCGUCACGCCGCUCGUCACGCAGCUCAUCGCGCACGAGGACGAGCGCACCGGCCUCGUCUUCACCUCCGCCGUCCUGUGCAUCUUCUACUUUGUGCAGGCGCCCACCGCCUACCUCGUCGGCCGCUACUGCGAGCGCGUAGGCUACAAACCGCUUCUGCUCGUUGCGCACCUGAUCCUCCCCGUGCGGUGCACGACCGUCGCGCUGCUCGCCAUGUACAGGCCGAACCAGUAUCUCCUCGCUGCCACCCAAGUCUUCGAAGGGUUGGGCGCAGGCAUCUACGACACCCUUCUGCCACUCGUUGUGAAGCGACUGGUGCAAGGCACUGGCCGCUUUGGGUUCACCUUUGGCUUCAUCAUCUCAUGCUGGCGACUCGGUCAUGGGUUAUCCUUGCUCCUCGGCGAGAGCAUCUCUCAAGCGAGCUCGUACGAGAUCGCCUUCUUCACCCUUGGAGGCCUCGGGCUUCUGGUCACGGCUCUGCUGGCCUUGUGUGUCCACGUGCCGCCUGCCAAGGCGGUUGAGGACCAGCGGGAGAUCACGCAGGAGGUAGCAGCCGAGGCGCAGAUCCCGACCCGCCACUGA
Messenger RNA from Emiliania huxleyi CCMP1516, 1035 nucleotides. RefSeq lists its product as hypothetical. Bases 1 to 1035 code for a protein of 344 amino acids. NCBI's taxonomy places the organism in Eukaryota, Haptophyta, Isochrysidales, Noelaerhabdaceae. Gene Ontology annotation, molecular function: transmembrane transporter activity. The transcript has 4 exons. Gene Ontology annotation, biological process: transmembrane transport. The record is from RefSeq and is a predicted model, not a curated record.